AUGCCUAUCGAUGCAUACUUGCCCUUUCUCUCUGAUUCUGCCAAAGCUCGAUUGAGAUUAAACAACGUCCCUACUGGACUCGAAUCUCCCGUUUUACCGGCAUUCAACUAUCCAUCAUACUUACGAGUAUUAGAUAUGGAUGAAUUUUAUGACGAGAUCACAAAAUGGGUCGCCAAUAAAAGGCUUGCGCAGGCAACUCAAUUCGAUACAAACUCAUAUGCGAUAUCACAACAGGCAGCCUCAGAAGACGACUCGUCACCCAAAUUAUAUCGUCUCUCUAUUGACACACGUCGUCUGGGUAAAAUAUGGUGUGACAUGGUAGUGAGCAUCCUAUCACCCGAGAUAUCCUCAACCGACACUCACCACCCCGUACCCAUCCCGUCGUGUUUUUCUCACAUUGAACAAUUCGAAUUCAAAGGCGAGGGCGACGAGACUGACGACGAAUUCGAAGAUAUGCUACUGGCCAUUUCUCAAUUUAGCAAAAACGUUAAAAUACUCAAAAUAGCAUCCUGUUCGCGAUGCCUACUUCAACCGUUGGUCGAUUUAAUUGAAUCACAACAAGGCAUCAGUGAAUUGAUGCUAAAUAAUAUUCGCAUAGUGGGUACAUCAAUAUUCGAGGCUAUUGCCCGUCACAAAAAGACAUUGACACAUGCUGAAUUUCAUCGGUGUACUUUCAUUGAUUGUAAACCAAUGACUGCUCUUGCGAGUUGCACCAAGUUAGAAAGUCUUAUAUUCGCAAGGAGUGGUGUCAGUGGAGAGUUACUUGCACCAUUGGGAUCUCCGUCGUCAUCUAUCACUCAGCUGAGUAGACUGGUGUUGUUGGAUAUAUAUCCAUCUAACGGUGACGAGGCAGAAUGGAUCAACCUUGCUCAACAAGUCAACGCUAUUUUGCGUCGUACUGGAAAGACGAUCCGUGAACUGCGCACAAAUCUUCAUUUAACUUACUUUCCCCAUUUUGUCGAUACAAUAAUAUCCGACUGUCCUAAUCUGCUUAUAAUAGAAAUGGACAUUCAAAACAUAGCUCAGAUACCGGGUAUAGUCAAGCUCUUACGAAGCUGUAAGCAUCUUCAGACGUUCCGAGUAUCCAUCGACGGUUAUACUCAUAGUAACUAUACAGUUGCUGAUGAUUUAAUCCACGAGUUUGCCCAAAUAAUUUUACCUUCUCUUCGUCGUUUGGAGGUGCGAAAAUGGAAAAUCUCUAAGCAAGGUUUAUUAUUUAAGUGUUUGAUAAGCAUGAAAGCUCCAGUGAGAUACCUUUCAUGA
This is a messenger RNA of Paraglomus occultum, 1263 nucleotides long. The record is from the annotation of a GenBank genome assembly. NCBI's taxonomy places the organism in Eukaryota, Fungi, Glomeromycota, Glomeromycetes, Paraglomerales, Paraglomeraceae.